Messenger RNA from Didymodactylos carnosus, 297 nucleotides. The record is from the annotation of a GenBank genome assembly. Lineage: Eukaryota; Metazoa; Rotifera; Eurotatoria; Philodinida; Philodinidae.
AUGCGUUUAGACACACUAGUUCUAUUUAUUGCCUUAAUUAUGGGCUUACAAGCAAAAUCUGUAAUAGAUUUAAAUGACAACAGUGAUGACAAUGAAAAAGUUGUUCAUGAGGGUCACUGUCCAAUUCAUAUGUAUCAUUGUCACGUGAUGUGUAUGGGUGAUAUGAGUCAAAGAGGUUGUAAAUUUAACGAUGUAAAUUGUCCAGAUCAUCAAAAAUGUUGUGCUCCAGCAUGUGGAUGUUCACCACAGUGUGUAAAUGCAACGAAAACGGCUAAUCCAUUUCCAGAUAAAGAUUAA